AUGGCUACCACCAAGCUCACCUGGCUAAUCACCGGCUGCUCCUCCGGCUUCGGCCUCUCCCUGACCCGCGCCGCCCAAGCGAACGGCCACAAGGUCAUUGCGACCUCACGCAACCCAUCGAGGACCCCCGAGCUGGUUGCGGAAGUCGAGUCCAAGGGAGGCAAAUGGAUCAAGCUUGAUGUGGACAGCCGCGAGAGCGGCGAUGUCAUCACCGAGCUGGAACGAGGCGGCGACCACAUCGAUGUCCUGGUUAACAACGCCGGCUAUUCCAUCUACGCCCCUGUUGAGACUGUGCAGGAGGAGGAGGUGAGGACCCAGAUGGAGACCAUGUUCUUUGGCCCGUUGCGUCUUAUCCGCGCUGUUUUGCCGCAUAUGCGUCAGCGAAGGUCCGGGGUUAUUGUUAAUAUGAGUAGCGGGGCCUCGCUGGAUGGUAUUCCUACCAUGGGGGUGUAUGCGGGCGCGAAGGCUGGCUUGGACGCCCUUACCAGGAUCCUUGCGAAAGAGGUCGCCCCGUUCAAUAUCCGCACCCUGACCGUUGUUCUUGGAACCUUCAACACCAACAUGCCCAAUUCGGUAGUUCUAGGCAAGUCUCCCUUGCCGGAAGACUAUCAAGGAACCUUUACCGAGCAGGUUCAGGGGCUGCUGGUCAGCGGGAAAAUCAAGCCUAAUGGCGACAAGGACAAGGCGAUGCAGGCCGUGUACCAGGUUGUUGCUGGGGAGGGAGUUGGCGAAGGACAUCAGACUGAGAAGCUUCUCCCUCUAGGAAGUGAUAUGACCCCGAGGCUUAAAGGGGCUCAAGACUACCUCGGCCAUGCGUUGGAGGUGUUCGGUUCUGUGACCAACAGGGUUGAUGUUGCUAAGUAA
Molecule: messenger RNA, 864 nt
Organism: Aspergillus mulundensis
Lineage: Eukaryota; Fungi; Ascomycota; Eurotiomycetes; Eurotiales; Aspergillaceae
Product: SDR family oxidoreductase
Exons: 2
Coding region: 1-864 (287 amino acids)
Molecular function (GO): oxidoreductase activity
Source: RefSeq, a predicted model, not a curated record